Laccaria bicolor S238N-H82 is the source of this 960-nucleotide messenger RNA. RefSeq lists its product as uncharacterized. The record is from RefSeq and is a predicted model, not a curated record. NCBI's taxonomy places the organism in Eukaryota, Fungi, Basidiomycota, Agaricomycetes, Agaricales, Hydnangiaceae. The coding region runs from base 1 to 960 and encodes 319 amino acids. The transcript has 7 exons.
AUGUCAAGGAAAUCCCCCAACAUCGUCGUUCGGGUCUUCACCGUGUUCAUCCUCGCCCAUCCAAUUUCCGGUAGCGUUACAUCAGCAGUCUGUGGAUGGAGUGGCACGGCCCCAUUCUGUAGCGGAGGGUGUUCAUCCGGGCAAACCCAACUUCCUUCCAACUCGCAGAAAUGCGGUACAGGCUCAUGCUGCUGGACUGGAUCAAAGGCGUUAUGUUGUACCCUUCCGAGCUGCCCUUCCGGUUUUGAAUGGGCAAGAAAUCAGGUCGGUGUCGACCCUUGCUUUCUCGCUUCACAGAUAUCCGAGGCGUGUGCACCUACCAAUCAACUUGAGAUUUUGAUUGGAAACGGAAACUCAUAUGCCCCUCCCACAGCGAGCGACGCGACGCCUUGUACAUGCUCAUCUCCCCUUUACUUUCUCGCGUCUGCUUGCGCGUUUUGUCAAGGUGGAACAUAUGUCGACUGGAAAACAUGGUCUGCGGCCUGUACCACAAUCGUUACUUCUGCUUCAGGUUUGAUGGCUUCUGCUUCUGGCAUACCAGACCUUCCGCCAUGGUCGCUACUAAACGUCACAGCUCAACCCUCCUUCAACGCCACAAUUGCUCAAGAUGUGGCAGAGGGGAUGCCUGUGCCUGCGACUUCCACUUCUACGGUCAUGACGACCCAGACGCUAGCAGGCUCUUCUGCCACGCCGACUGAAACGCCAAGCCCUUCACAGUUGAGCCAUUCCAAGUCCUCAAUGAAGGGUAAAUCUGCUGUAGGCGCCGCAGUUGGAGGUACCAUUGGGGGGAUUGCGUUGGUUGCAUUACUUGCGUUUUGGUGCAGGCGAACUAGUCCUCAGGCACGCUCUUUCGAGCAACCACAGGUCCCUGACAGGGGCUCCAGCUUUCGCACUACUCUUGUCAACGAAAGGCCUUUGACUUCGAGUGAAUUUGGAGAUGGCCGUGGAAGCUCCAUGUAG